AUGACUGCAUUCGUUGCUGGUUGUUUCGAGCCAGACAUGCUACGGGACCCUUUACGCCUAGUAUUUGUGAAAAUUGGUACACCUCUCAUUGCCCCUGGAACUUGCCGUUUGACCGAACUCCAAAAUCGCAAUGGUGUGGCUGGAUCACCCCUAUUGGGACACUCCAUAUCGACGGAGAUCCUGCAGAAACCGAAUCUGGCCAGUCAAGAUCCCAAUAAUGACUGA
Penicillium crustosum is the source of this 225-nucleotide messenger RNA. RefSeq lists its product as uncharacterized. The transcript has a single exon. The coding region runs from base 1 to 225 and encodes 74 amino acids. The record is from RefSeq and is a predicted model, not a curated record. Lineage: Eukaryota; Fungi; Ascomycota; Eurotiomycetes; Eurotiales; Aspergillaceae.